AAGAUAACUACCAGUCGUGUGUAUGUUACUAUGCACGCCAUGAAGAAAUAAUUUACUUUCACUUUUAUUAGAAAAUAGAUCAUAUAUUACAAUGUUGCACGUAACUACCGAGAUUGGAAAACCUGGGAAAAUUGAGCGGGAGAGGAGACAUUUUCCGCAAUUGCAAAAUCAGCCUGGAACGACGAUAUACAAGCCCCAUGGCCGCAGGUACAUCCCCCACGGCUAUGGCAUGUAUGACGAAUGGAAGCCACACCCACAGAACAUCCAACCUAAGUACACGGAUUCAGGGCCUGAUUGGAAAUCGCGCAUCAAGUAUAUCGCUGACCCAGCCAACCCCAAAUAUCCGGCGGCAGAAAUAUUUGAGACCAACUGGAAGGCGAUGCGGCCAUAUCCUUUGCGUCAACUAUGUCUUAACAAAUUGGCCAACACGUACAUGAACUCAAGUAACGAGUGGCUUCUGGACCCAGGCCUUUCCAAUAGAGGGAUGAAGUGUCACUUCAACGGCCGCCACCAGGCAACACACACGUCGGCAGAUGAGAUCACACACAGCAUGUUGUUUGGACGUGGAAGAAAUUUGGAGACGAUAGACAAGCGUAAUGGUAUCGGGGAGAGUGCCCCUGGGGACAAGCCAUACAAGACCCCGGAGUAUUCCUCCCAGUUCCACAAGCUGGGAUCCACCCUGCCUGUCAUUGACUUUGGAUAUGUUCCUGAAGAUGCUAACAGCCCCUGGCAUCAUCAGCCAGACACGUUUGUACCGCUGAAGCCCUCCCUCAACGAGCCCAGGGAGCCAUUCCGAGUAAAGGCACGGCGAGAGGAGAAACAGUCCGAGAUGAUGACCGUGGCGGCGCUAGAUGAAUGGCGCCCCGCCACACCGCUAAAACCUGAGAAAAUUGAUGAGAAGAAGUAACACUCAACCCCCAGUGUGUGGCAUGGAGCAGUCGAGACUCAUUGGCUUCCAAACUUAUGUCCACUUAAGUUUACAGCCUGGGCAGGAUUGCUCGAAACUGUAACAGCCAUUUAAAGUAACAUUCUGUUAAUUUGAGACCCACACCCAAAAAAAUGUAAAAGCCAUAUUGUUUUCAAACAUAUGCAAAUUAUUUGAUGGUUAACAAUAACUUGAUCCAUAAAUGAGAGGCUGUUGCUUAACUGGCUGUUAAAGUUUUGAGCAGCCCGGCCCAAAUAAAUGAAAUUCAAAUUAUAUAUAAAAAAGCAUCAUUAAACUUAGGGAAUGAAAACACUUGCAGUAUAAAAUAAGAACUUAUAUAUAUAUAUAUAGGCCCCAUAGAACAUGUGAAGAUGUAUGAAGACAUGUGAGGGCUGGCAUAUGAGGGUGUGUGUUUAGCAGCAGAUAACAGCCAUAAGUAUUCUUAAUGUUGUUUAUAAAGUAGACUUCACUGAUUUUGCUUUAUCCUUUGUUUCAAACAAACAUUCAACAAUGUCAGAUUGAGUCUCACUGUGAUAAAAAUAAAUAUUUUGCUCAAGUUAAAAAGGUUACAUUUAUUUAGUUAUUCUUAACCACAACAAACUUUUAUUGUAUUAAAAUGUUGUGAUUUGUCUUACUAGUUUGUCAAUCACAUUUCAACUUAUAAAAUUCUCUUUCACUGCAAACUUGGGCUUGUUGGCAAUUAUUUAUUUCUAUUUGUUUUAUUAUUUUUCAAUGAGUUGAAUGUUUUUGCAAGGAUAUCAUUAAUCGAUAAAAAUGCUGAAGGUUUAAAAUUGUUUUUUGUUUUUUUCUGGCAUAAAAUGAUAGGUUUUGGUAUUCAGUGAACAAUAUUAAUAUUUGUAAUGUAAACUGCCUUUUGUUUCUCUACCUUACUCAAUUUUUACACCUGCUUUGUGUCUGUAGUUUAUUUGUAAAUCAUGUUUAUAUUUUAGCCUUGAUAAUACUUUUUACUUUAGACCUGUAUAUUUAAUGUUGUAAAGAUGUUAUUUCAGUAUUACAUACAUAUGUGUGAUAGUAUGUUUUAUACGUUUUUAUUUUAUUAUUAUAUUUUAUCUGUGAUACAUCGCAUAUUGUUGAAUGUUAUUUUUUUACACCAUGCUUUUCAUUACAUAGCAUUUAUUGUUGGUGUGUGUUUUCUACUACUAAUCAUUUGUUGUUAUGCCACAAAAUAAUUAAUUCCUUACCUGUAAAAUGUUUUUAAAACUGUUUUUAAUCGUCCAUAUUGAGCCUGUCUUUUCUUACAUUGAAAAAUUACUAAUGUAACAGUAUUUUAAAAUUUCUACCAGGUAAUUUCAUUGUUGGUCCAUGAAUAAUGUGAUUUCGGUUUCCAAAAAGAAAUCAAUGAUGAUAUAAUGAGCAAAAUAAAUAGUUGUAAACAUGCAAUAAUAAGCAAAUUAUACAGAUGAAGAUGAAUUUGUGGAAACAUUCGCCUUCUUUCUGCCCCAUAUAUAAGUUGUAAUGUGAAUUGUACCGGUCUAUUUCAUUUUUGCUUAACAAAUAAUGUGUGUGCAAAAUUUGUUUCGUUUUCACUUUACAUAAAUAUGUUUAUCAAUGGUUACAAAUAAAUAAACAUGCUAUAAAUCUAA
Molecule: messenger RNA, 2529 nt
Organism: Dreissena polymorpha
Lineage: Eukaryota; Metazoa; Mollusca; Bivalvia; Myida; Dreissenidae
Product: spermatogenesis-associated serine-rich protein 1-like
Exons: 10
Coding region: 92-907 (271 amino acids)
Source: RefSeq, a predicted model, not a curated record